CAAAGAGAAGCUGGCCAGGUGAACUGAGUCUCAGUCAGCACUGGUCAUGACCACAGCUCCAUGCCGGUAGCUACGAGAAGGGAGCAGACCGAGUGAGGAGCCGUCAAGGGACACAGGAUGGUGAGGUGUUGGAAACGUUCAGAAAACAGCUUGGAGGAAGCACAGUGCACGGAUGGGGGCCCCGCUGCGUCCCCCCAGUCCCACUUCCCACACAAAGCCUUCUGGGUCAGCCUCUCAGCAUCUCUGCUCCUGGUCGUCAUUGCCCUCGGUUUGACGGGGCACCUCGGGCUGUCGCGACCCCGCUCUCAGUCUUUGCAGAUCGUGAGAAUCACAGUUCCAGAUCAGACUGGAGUUGUGAUCAAUCAGUCAGCCGUCGUGGACCAGCAGAACGACCUGGUGACCUUUUCUGUGACCUCACAAGCAAAUCAGACGUCCACUGUGCUGUUUGACAUCAAACAUGGUUUGAUAUGUUACAAACCGGUCGACCAGGACAGCUGCUUCCUGCGAAAGAUGGAGCAGUCCGACUACGACAACGUGCACUCCCUCCUUCACGAGUCAACACACAAGCAGAGUCAGUUCCAGCUGUCUGGGAACGAGACCCGGAGGCAGACAGAGUUCCUGGGGGUGCUGGCAGCCAGUCAGGUGGACAUGUCCACGCUGGAGGAGCCUCUGAAGGCUCUGUGUCAGGACAGGUCCGUCCACUGGACCAGGAGAGCCAAGGGCCCGGGCAAACAGAGGCUGGUCUACUUCUGCAUUGACAUCUGCUUUCCCAGCAACAUCUGCGUAUCUGUCUGUUUCUACUACCUGCCAGAGUGA
Lates calcarifer (barramundi perch) is the source of this 816-nucleotide messenger RNA. RefSeq names its product BRICHOS domain containing 5 (gene bricd5). The transcript is spliced from 6 exons. NCBI's taxonomy places the organism in Eukaryota, Metazoa, Chordata, Actinopteri, Centropomidae. Gene Ontology annotation, biological process: regulation of cell population proliferation. The record is from RefSeq and is a predicted model, not a curated record. The coding region runs from base 118 to 816 and encodes 232 amino acids.